CGUUGUUCGUGGGCAGUGGCCUUGAUAGAAAAACCCGACUUGGUCGAGUAGUGUACUUAAUUAAUAAAUCAAUCGAUUUAUUUAAAAAAACGAUCUUGGACGUUGACCGACCUGUCGGCCUUGAUGGAGCCAGCAACGACGGUGUGCGACUUAUUAGUUAUGGGGUUGCUGUAAUGUUCGUGGCUCGUUCGCGCGUGUUAUGCACUCGUCAAAUCGUAUUGCCACCCCGGUUUUGAUAACUGUAACCUUGAGUAUAUUCACUAUUGCGGGUUUACGUCAAAGGUGACAACGGGCCAAGAGUAUUCGGCUUUAUUUGACUUGUAGCAACUGCGCAAGGGGGGCGCGAGGUGUCAGUGACAAGGUGUAGCUAACCUUAAAAUGCGAGCAUCCGUGAUUAACGAUGCGAUUCUACUGUUCGGGCUGCACUUCUUGUACUGGUGUUGCAACACGGUAGAUGCCAGCGGGGGAGCCCUCGAUGCCAGCCCGAACUUUCAGCCUAGCUCCUCUGGAAGCUCACAUUCCAAAGUCUCAGCAUUCACCGCCACUCUCACAGAUGGACUGGCACAGGCUGUGGCUCACGAUGCUGGUUCCGAUACUUGUAACGAUGACCUAGCUUGUCUUACACUGGCUUCUCAUGAUCGACUAGGUUUAGAAGCUAUCAAAUCACUCCACAGUCAACUAGACGACGAUGCCAAUGGAAAUGUAGAUCUUUCGGAAUCGGACGAUUUUUUAAGGGAAGAAUUGCAAUAUGAAGCUGGGUAUGAGAGGAGGCAGAGGGCUUUCCAUCAUAACGACGAUAUGCACAUUAGCGUUCGAGAACUUUGGGAAGCCUGGUUAAGAUCGGAGGUUCACAAUUGGACUAUAGAACAAACGUCUGAAUGGCUAACAUCUAAUGUAGAGCUUCCUCAAUAUGUUCCUACUUUUAUACAACACCGUGUAACUGGUGCCACACUCCCAAGAUUGGCUGUGAACAACAUGCAUUAUCUAAGUAAUGUUUUGGGGAUUAAAGAUCCCAUUCAUAAACAAAAAAUUGCCUUAAAAGCUAUGGAUGUAGUACUUUUUGGACCACCAAAAGAUACUGGUCACAGUAUCAAAGACUUGAUAUUGAUAACGUUAUUAUUUGGAGCACUUAUUGGAUGCUGGUACGCCUAUCAACAAAAGAAAAAUUCUCAAAAACACCUGCACAGAAUGAUGAAGGAUAUGGAAAGUUUGCAAAAAGCAGAACUGGCACUCGAAGAUUUACAGAAAGAAUUAGAGAGGGCACGAUUGGAACAGGAAAGUGCAACGACUGAAAAACAGAAUUUAGAGAAACGCUUACAAGAUGAAAGCAUGGGAUUGCACGCUUCGUAUUCCGACCUUGAAGUUUCUCAAUUAAAAGCAGAAAUCGAAAUGUUGAAACUUGAGUUACAACGCGCGGAAGGUGAACUCGAAGACAGGUGUUGGUCCCCUCCUCCAGGAUUACAACACUGGUUACAAUUAACUCAUGAAAUUGAGAACAAGGCGUACACGAAGAAAAAAAUAUCAGCGGAAAAACAACUGCAACAAGCACGAGAAGCAUGCGAAAAACUACGAAAAAAACGAUCGAGCUUAGUCGGCGCGUUUGUUUCCACUCACGGGAAAUCCAUCGACGAAGUUGACAAAAGUAUAGUGGAAGCAAGAACCGCGUUAAAUGAAGUCACCGCGGAGCUACAAGAGAGGGUACAUCGUUGGAAGCAAAUCGAACUUCUGUGUGGCUUCAACGUAAUCAACAAUAAUGGUCUAAGCUAUUUAGAAACGGUUCUCUACAGAGGAACACCCAACGGGCGAAGUCUUGGACUCAGAGGUCGACUCAGUAGCCAAGAUGACUUAGAUGACGAAGCAAGUUCGGUAUACGCUCCUUCAUCAUGUGGUGCCACAGGUACCCUGGACAGCCUGACAUGGAAGGAGUCGUCGCUGCCACCUGACUCGUCUAGCAGCGAAACAGGGAAAGAGACGCCACCGGAGAGCAACGUGGUGCACUUCACCGUGGGCGAGGGUCCCGAGGAGACUGGGAAGCCGUUCAACAAAGAGAAGACAGGAAUCGUUCGUUCCUACAGCCAGGACACCAACAUGCUCCUGGGCGCCGAGGACAAGAUUGUCUCAGCAUUCCUAUCGAAGACGUCUUACUCUGAGAACUCGUUGGAUUCGUCGGUUCAGAAAACGGGCCAGUCGACGGCGGCGACGACGACCGCCACGACGUCGAUACCGACCACCCAUACCGUCAGCCAAAAAAAAACCCUAAGGGAACUGCCGACGUUGAUGUCCGUGGACGACGAAACGCUCUCAACAGAUUCGAACUCCACCACCGACAACGACGAGCUGAAACGAAGACGCAGGAAGUUCCCCCAGUUCCCUCCCUUCCGGAAGAACAAAACUAAAGUCACGUGAUGAUGCCCCACGUCACGCUAGUCAAUAACAUAAUCGUGCAUUCGUUUAAUUCCUUUUACUUAACGCUAACUCUUACGAUUAGUUGGUAAACCGCGACGUACACUUAACAAAUUAAUUAUUCGAGAACCGGUUUAUCACUGAUUUGUAGCGAUUAGAUACCGUCGGCAGUACACACUUUGGCGCAUACGUGUAUACGAUAGAGAGACACCCGUAGCCGGAUGGAACGAUUGCUUGCUCUCAUGAAAUUAUUAAAAGCUACUUUAGUCGUGGAACUGUUGCGAUUCUUAGCCAUUCUUAGCGAAUAUACCGACGAAUUAAUCAAAACUGAUCGAUUCAAUCAAAAUUAUGUACGCUGUAAACAUAGGAAGAUAGAUAGUCCUUGCACGAAUCUAGUUCCAAGACUAAAAUGAUCGUUAAUCGUUUGCGUAGGAUGUUCAUGGGUAGCUGCACAAGUUCGCUCUAGCCAAGAACUUCUGUACAUACAGGGAAUGCAACUAUUGCCCUAUAAACUGUAUAUUGAUGUAUUAUAUAACGUUGAGGAGUGUAUGUUGGUAAGUAGAGGUCGUAAGAGAUUGUACAGUGACCCCGAUAAGAGGCAGAGUUUCUAUCGACGAUCUUGUUCCACUCGGCUACUGUUGCAUAGGAUGUUUUUGGUGCCCUAGCGUGCCCCAUUUCGCCAAAUCCUCGUCCACUUUUUAGACGUAAACCGACGAAUGACUGGUUCGCCGAGACACCACCAAAGCGAUGUCCGACCUAGGUAGCUAGAUUGUUAAGCUCGCGAUGCCGAAUUGUUCAGUUAAGACAAUACCUUGGCUCAGGGGUGGGCGACGAACUCUAGCGAUUACCUUGCAGCGUCCCUUUCUGCUUCCAUCCAAAGCUGCUCUCUGUUCCUCUUAGUUUCUCCCUUAAGCUUGUACUCCAUUGGCUCGCGGAAGCUUUCCCUGCUCUUCCUUCCAUUGAGCCAUAAACAAUUGUUCCUGCAACGGUCAGCAGGUGUUCAGGUUCUAGACCUUCCUCUAACGUCUCUCUGAAUCAAAAGAAUCUCUAUUUGGUAUAUCUUGUAGCGUUACAGCGUCUCUCUAAAGUAGCAAAAUUAGAGCAGAGUUCCCACGCGCAAAGUGGUAACUUUCGGUUUGGUAGCGAUAUUAGUCUCAUCUCUGAAGCAACGAAGCAAUUUAUCGAGUUCAUUCCUUUUUCGUUUCGACGUCUCCUUUUCACCGUCAGUAUUCUUCCAAAGGCCAGUAAACUGCUCGCGAACCACCGAAAUGAUUUCAUCAUCCAUUUUCUUACACGACGUUCGGCCUAAGCCUAUCGUAGAAGACAAAUAAGCAACAUUUUCCACUUAGGAAGACAAUUCGUUAGUGUCAUCGUGCGAGACAACUCGUGAUAUUCUUCCAUCCCGACUAGCGGGUAGCUUUUUAUCAAAAACUAUCAAAGACGAUCGCCCAUCCCUGCAUUGGAUCCUCUUAGAUAUGCUCUGGACCCCGAAACAAAAUCUAACGCACCGAGGCUUUCGGUUUCACCUUUUCCACGAUACUAGUAGCAACUGUUCGGUAGCAAACAUUUUUCGUCUCGUUUUAUUCUUUUUUUUCUAUCGAAUCCUUUAUGCUUCCAAGAAUAUUCCUUUUUUAAAUUAUUUCUCGAGCAUCUCUAUUAAAUGUAACGUACACUUUAAACGAAAGUGUUUUAAUAAGCGACCAGAAGUCGCGCGAGUCUUCGCAACGACUAACGCAGACUUUUUAUACGUUUGUAAAAAUAUUCGAAAUGUAUACACCAUAGGAGCACGUGUUUCAAAAGUAGAUGAUAAAACAUAUACGAUAAGGAUGAUCGUCGACCGUUAUCGGGUAAUCCCAUGAACGAUGAAAAUAUUCGAAGACAAUUCUGUAUUUGGCGACGAAAUCAGAUCCACAACUCAUUAAUCAUGGUUAAGGAUGGAUCUUGUUACACUCAGGUUGUCUCUAACUUCAUGAAUGUACCGACGCAAAGCUCAUCUUCAACCUUUUCCACGUAUCUCGUUGUUCGGCAUCGCUCAUGGGAUCACCAGGUACAAUAAUCAGUCUACGACUCUAAUCCUUUGAGGUCCAGCAGCUUUACUAUAUCAAGACCGAUGGAAUUGUAAAUAGUGCGUCGUUGCAAAGCAAUAAUUUCUAAGGCUACGUUUACCAAGGCUCACUUUUUUUAGACGAAUUUGUAUUAAGAGACUUCCAAGUAUUAUUAGGUGUAUAUCAGUCGGCGGAUUCCGAAGCCGUUCGAAUACCGAACAUCCCAACAGGACCUCAGGGGAUUAUAACAGCGCGGAAAGGAGACGAAAAAAGCGCGACGAAAAUUGUGCUUACCCCGUAUAAUAGACAACGUCACGACUCGAGAAGGCAUUUUAUGGUCGCGUUCCGACUUUUAACCCGUUGCACUCCAAAGCUAUUGGGCUAAGCGUGUGUAGUGAACUCCAAGGACAGUUCGUUCCUUAGGAAUCUCGACAAUUUGUUAGUUUUUACGACCUUUUCUCGAACUUUAAGUUUAUAUCAACUAAACAUAGGUAUAUAUGAAGUAACAUAAUUUAAUGGGAAUAUUACAUUUAUUUUAUUAAUUAUAGUAGAACGACUCUAAGUGCCUGGGCAGUUGCCUUCAGGAGUGCAAAGGGUUAACUCGUGCGUCGUUUACUUUUUUUUUAAAUAUCCCAACUAUACUAUAGUAUCGCGACACCUUGUUGUACUUCAUUUUUAGAGAUUAGAGAAUUAGAAUUAACUUAU
Molecule: messenger RNA, 5153 nt
Organism: Hylaeus anthracinus
Lineage: Eukaryota; Metazoa; Arthropoda; Insecta; Hymenoptera; Colletidae
Gene: Stim
Product: stromal interaction molecule homolog
Exons: 11
Coding region: 379-2406 (675 amino acids)
Biological process (GO): activation of store-operated calcium channel activity; intracellular calcium ion homeostasis; store-operated calcium entry
Cellular component (GO): endoplasmic reticulum; plasma membrane
Molecular function (GO): calcium ion binding; protein binding; calcium channel regulator activity
Source: RefSeq, a predicted model, not a curated record